This is a messenger RNA of Penicillium manginii, 4443 nucleotides long. RefSeq names its product putative cell polarity protein (Tea1). Gene Ontology annotation, biological process: regulation of cell shape. Lineage: Eukaryota; Fungi; Ascomycota; Eurotiomycetes; Eurotiales; Aspergillaceae. Bases 1 to 4443 code for a protein of 1480 amino acids. Gene Ontology annotation, molecular function: protein binding. The record is from RefSeq and is a predicted model, not a curated record. The transcript has 3 exons.
AUGGCCUUUUUGUUUAAAUCGAAAAAAGCCCAACAGGGCACUGCGCUCCCUCCGGCAUCGAGAAAUGUUCACACUUCCGAGGGGUCUACUUCGUCAGCGACGCCGCCCCUGUCCAACGGACCCAAGGUCGAAGGAAAUGCUUUUGCGCAGACCACGACUCCGAGCAGCAGUUACAACAACUCUCUCAACUCCGCCACAAGUCCGACUAGCCCGGAUUCCGUGAGAAUGCGACAACGCGCCGAGUCAGAAUCUCAGGUCCAACGGCCGCCGCAGGGCCCCAAUGGUGUGCCUCCGCACAGUCCAAACUCGUCCCUAUACCCAUGGUCACAACGUCGUCUCAACUUCUCCACACCCCAAACGAACCCCUUCCCCCGCUAUGGCGCCGCUAUCAAUUCAGUCGCUUCGAAAGAGGGUGACAUCUACAUGAUGGGAGGGUUAAUUGAUGGCUCUACUGUCAAGGGUGACCUGUGGAUGAUCGAAAGCAGUGGCGGUAGUUUGUCUUGCUUUCAGGUUGCGACGGUGUCAGAAGGACCCGGCCCCCGAGUUGGUCAUGCCAGCUUACUUGUCGGAAAUGCGUUCAUCGUCUUUGGUGGUGACACCAAGAUCAAUGAAACCGACGCCCUGGAUGAUACUUUAUAUCUUCUGAAUACUUCUUCUCGACAAUGGUCUCGGGCCAUCCCUCCCGGCACCCGUCCUUCCGGUCGCUAUGGGCACACAUUGAACAUUCUUGGCUCCAAGCUUUACGUCUUUGGUGGACAGGUCGAGGGUUUUUUCUUCAACGACUUGAUCGCAUUCGACUUGAAUCAACUCCAGAACCCCGCAAACAAGUGGGAAGUUCUUGUUGCCAACAGCCAUGAGGGGGGUCCUCCAGAGGGCCAAAUACCUCCCGCUCGAACCAAUCACUCACUCGUCAGCUAUAACGACAAGCUAUACUUAUUCGGUGGCACAAACGGCGUGAAAUGGUUCAACGAUGUCUGGACUUUUGAUCCCCGAGCUGGUGUCUGGACUGAGAUGGACUGCGUGGGUUUUAUCCCUACGCCCCGAGAGGGCCACGCAUCGGCCUUGGUCAAUGAUGUGAUGUAUGUGUUUGGCGGUCGUACGGACGAGGGAGUUGAUCUUGGAGAUUUAUCUGCAUUCCGGAUUUCUACACGCCGCUGGUACUCUUUCCAGAAUAUGGGGCCCGCUCCGUCCCCACGAUCCGGCCACAGUAUGACUGCCUUUGGUAAACAGAUCAUUGUGAUGGCUGGUGAGCCUAGCUCGGCUCCAAGAGAUGCCGCAGAGCUCAGCAUGGCGUAUAUUCUCGAUACCUCCAAGAUUAGAUACCCCAACGACUCCCAAUCGGCCGAUCGUGGUGCAGUAUCCGGUGUCAGAAAAGCCAGCAUGGAUAAAUCAGGCCCUCCUUCGGGUCGGACGUCUCGUGAAGCUCACAAUGCGACACCCGAUCAAGGAGCCCGUCGCGGGCCUACUCCCUCACGCGAAAGCCUAGUGCAGGCCGCAAAUGGUAGACCUGGCGACUUCGGCUCCAACCCCAACCUUGGGCCAGGAUCUCGACUUCCUCGGGCUUCAAUUGCACAGGCGCCCUCUGGACCUCCACCCCCAGGGCAAGCCCCAUCCCCAGGGCCUCGCCCCAACGGGCCCCAGUCUGGACCCCGGAGCAAGACACCCACCAAGAAUGAACGCGGCUUCACGCCAACUGUCGAUAUUCGAGUUGCGAAUGCUGAUAGAGGUGCAGAAUCACCCGUCGCAAAGGAUAAUCAGGAUAGCUCCGCCUCGUCCGGUCAACGCACCCCAACUCAACAACAACAAAAGAUAAAUGCGAAGGCCAUGGAAGCUGGGGAAGCGGCCCCUCUGAUCGCGCCAGCGCGUCAAAGGUCACUGCGCUCGCAUCGUCAACGUGGCUCAAUGGACAGUGCAGAAGAGUCGGUUCUCGGACGUCAAGCCAGCAUCGACGGCUCAAUUGAAUCUCGAAGCUAUCGCAACUCUCGAAGCCUCGCUGAUGAACCUCGCUCGCCACGACUAACCCCCCACCAAGAGGCAUUGAUUAAGGAACUCGAGGCCGCCAAGGCUCGUAAUGCUUGGUACGCUUCUGAGCUAGCACUGGCGAAAAAGGGUGGAUAUGUACCAAAUGCCUCAAGUAGCCCCGCCCUGGAUGACCGUGCAAGAGAGUCUCUAAACGAUGAGGAUCGUCCGCUAGUCGAGGCAUUCCUCGCAAUGCGGGCAGAGCUGAGCAAAAUGCAAACGACGGUGGACCGACAGGCUGCGAUCGCUUCCAAGCGCAUUGCCGAGGUUGAACACCAACGUGACGUGGCUGUAAACGAGGCAGCUUAUUCCCGCGCCAGGCUUGCUGCUCAUGGCGGCAGUCAACGUGGAACACCCCAGCCUGAAGCUCCUCGCGAGGGAGAAGAUGAGCGACCUACCGACAUGGGUCGGCGUCUUGCGCUGGCUCUGGCAUCCCAGUCUGAGCUCAGAGCCAAAUUGGAUAUUUUGACAACGGAUCUAUCGCAAGAGAGGCAAGCGAAAGAGCUUGCGGAGGAUACCAACGAGGCUACUCGGAAGCGCCUCGCGGAGCUUGAAAUGUCAAAUAAUGCGCUGGAGGCGGAGAAUCUUCGAGCGGAGCUCCACCGUGCCGAAGCCACUGCUCGGGAGGAGUCUCUACUCCGUUCUGAGGCGGAAGCUUCCUUGCGACAGAUCACCAUUGACAAGGAGGAGCUUUUGACGCAGGUUGAGGACCACUCAGGCCGUUUGAAGGACUUUGGAAGCAAUUUCGGUGGCCUUCGAGAAGCUGUCGCCGCGUCCGCCGCCAAAGCAGCAAUUGUUGAGAAGCAGUUGGGUGAGGAAAGAGAACGCCGCGAGGGCUUGGAGAAGAAACUUCUGCAACUUCGAUCUGAGUACGAGGAGCGAACCACCGAGCUUGAGAAUGUCAACUGCCGCCUUCGUGACGCCGAGGAGUUGGCCGAAAGCCACGCUAAGGAAGCAGAAACCCAUAAGAUGGCGUUUGUUUCAGGCCUUGAGCGUGCUUCCUCGACUGAUUUGGAAGCUUCCAUGCGAUCCCGGGCUGACCAGAGAGUUGCCGCCCUAGAAGCUCAGAUUGAACGGUCUUCGACUCUUGCGAAGGCUAACCAGGCUGCUGCCGAUUCCGCCGCCGACAAAUUACGUCGCGCUGAGGGUCGGAUUGCUGGACUCGAGGCUUAUCAAGAACAGGCUAGUCGAGAAGGCUUGCAACUUCGCCGACAACUCCAAAGUGCUAUGAAGGAUAGCCAAGCGGCAACUGCAGAAAUUCGGGACCUGAAGACCCAGCUGGAAUCUCAACAACGGGAGACUGGUGCAUUAAAUGUUCAACAUGCGGCUCUGAAGGAUCUGCUUGGCGAACGUGGCAUCAAUCCUGAUAGCCGUCGGUCUCCUCGUCUUGAGUCCCCUGGCUCCCGCUUUGGGACUCCAGAACAGAGCAGGUUGCGCGAGCUUGAGCAACAGCUAUCUAAUAGUAUGAAGGCUCACGAAGAUAUGAAGUCUGGCUUUGAGACUCGAGAGCAGGAGGCGGACAAGGCAUUCCGAGAGAAGCUUGAGCAGCUUGAGAAUGAUUACCAGUCCGCAGUACACUACGUGAAGGGUACCGAGAAAAUGCUCAAACGCAUGAAGGAUGAAUUGAGUCGUUAUAAGACACAGAACUCCAAGAUGCAGUCUGAAUUGGAGGCUGCUCAGAAGAACGCGGAGGAUGUUAGCAACCAGUCAGAGAUCUCUGCUGAAUGGGAGGUCGAACGGUCUCGCCUGCAGAAGUCCAUUGCAGAGCUUGAGCACAACACUUCUUCUUCUCUCGAAAACCUGGAGGGGCAAAUUUCCGAACUAAAGGCGCAGCUUGUGGCUGCUGAGACCGAGAAAACGAGUGCACAGAAUGAGUAUCAGCGCAUCAAGGAAGAGAUUAUGUCGACUGCGGAGCGCAGCCGCGCCGAACUGGAUCAGCUGAAGCAAGAAAACAGCCAGCUCGAGACCCGCGCCUCGGAUGCGGAAAAGAAAGUGAACAUGUUGUUGGAGCAAGUUGAGACUUCGGUGGGCCACUACCGCCGUCAAUCACAGCAUGGACAGGGUCCUAACGGGAUCUCACGCAGUCAUAGCAACGCAUCUAGCAAUACCGUCAGCGGUAGGCCACGAGCCGAUAGCAACGUCUCCCAGGAGUCCACCUCCUUCCCCGAUAACCGUGGCUCCAUGGCCUUGGACUCUCUCGCCAACGAACUAGAGGCCCUUCGCACCCACUGGGAAAGCACCAACCGCAACUAUCGCCUGAGCAGCCAGCUGGACAUGGAGCGAACUCCGACCAAGGAGAAUAGCGAGGGACCUGCUUUGAUGAGCGACAGUCUAGCAGAUUGGAGACGACGACUUGACGAGGAAGAGCGUGUGAGUAAGACCAAGCCGCUGAAUGUCGGCAAUGGUCCCUCGAAUGUGAUCUGA